UAAGUGGAUGCUGAGGACAGAUUACCGAGGCAUUUGUUAUAAUAAAGCGUGAGGCCGUGGGAAGAGGCGUGACAGGUGAGGUGGGAGGAGGUGGGCGUGGCCAGCCAAGCUCCUCCCACAACCGCCGUCCUACAGGCUGCCUCGUCAGUGAUUCUCUCGCUGUCGCCAGAAGAGGACGUGGGCUUGCCUUCUCUGUAACCAGUGAAAACUUAUCCAAGUGACUUUAGCUUUUGAUCCUCACUCAAGAUGUUCUCAAAAUUGAAUAUAUAGAAAAUAGAAAGGUCUGGUCCUGCUCCUCCUCGCUACCAAAAAUGUGGCGCAAAAACGAUGGCGAUGACAAAUACGUCAUCUAGCCAAGGAAACCCUCACCCUGAGUCGGCCGGAACGUACCCCUCGCUGCCUCGGUAGCUUAGGCGACGAAGCGUGUGGCAAGUAGUGAAACAUUCUGAAAAAAGUCUCAGUACGGGAUAACACUUCUUUUUACAGCUUCGAAAACGAGACACUGUGUCACCAUGUCGCCCUCAGUCCCCUUCACGGAGAUGGUGCACGCCAGCUACAUAGGCCCGACACUUGAGGACAAUAUGUCAUUUUUUGGUCCCAUGGACCUCACCACUCCAGGCGUCAUCGAAAUACUCGGCAACGCUUCCCAGCCAACGCUCGAGCGAAACAUGUCCGCCGUCGACAGAAACAGCGGGUGGAUGGCACUGACGCGGGUGGCGGAGGAGCUCAACUGCAAAGAUUACUUAGACAACAACACCACCUUCGAGAGGAACUGCAUGCCACUCGACGAUCCUAUGGAGAUGAGAAAGCCCCACAAAGCCAACCCGAGCUUCAUGCCCAUCGUGGUGACUCACGCCCUCACCUUCCUCCUCGGGGUGUCUGGGAACAGCGUCAUUGUCUUCUCCAUGGCCAAAGACAAAGGCACCAGGAACGUCACCAGUUGGUUCCUGGUGUCGCUUGCCGUGGCCGACCUCCUAUUACUGCUGUUGUGCGUGCCUCUGGAGACCGUGCAGUACUUCCUAUGGGCGCCUCACCUCACUCUCCCUAUCUGCAAGCUUUCCUCUUACUUCGAGCUCCUGUCUGCAGUCGCCUCUGUGCUGAACCUUACGGCCGUCAGUCUGGAGAGGUACCUCGUUAUCGUGUACCCCAUGAGAUCACGCUCCUUCUGCACCCUGAGCAACUGUCGCAGGGCCAUCGUACUGGUGUGGUGCAUCUCCCUCGUGCUCUCCCUUCCCGCUGGAUACGCUCAGGACGUUUACUCUAUGACCUACUUCAACGCCACGCACAACGUCACGGUGUACCACUGCGCCACGGGGGGCGAGCUUGACCUCAUCUUCGCAGUGUACCGUCUCAUCAUCGUGUUCCUGCUGCCGGCGCUCUUCAUGUCCUUCUUCUACGCGCGAGUCAUUAAGGCGCUUUGGGUGUCCACCAGGACCAUGUCCGCCAUGACACGUGUAUACAGCUCCCGUUUUGAUUCUCGCUCUCGCUACAGCAUCUCGUCACACCACUCCCUGGCUUCGUGCUCUGUCACUUCCGGCCUCGUGCGGUCACAGUCAUCCCCUUCCGUGGCGUCUGGUCUCGCUGCCUUCCAUUCCUACUGCUCGGUUCGGCGCUGCGUACACCGCCAAAGGUCCGGAGAGGAGGUGAAGCAGGCCAGAAAACAGGUGAUCAAGAUGCUGAUUCUAGUGAUCAUUCUCUUCAUGGCGUGCUGGGGACCCAAGAUUGUGUUCUUCGUGUUCCAGAAAAAUGGCUUCUCUCAGGAGUCCUUCAAGCCGCUGGUCUAUAACAUGAGGAUCUGCCUUGGCCUCCUGCCCUUCAUUCACUCGUGUCUCAAUCCGAUCAUAUACAGCUUCAUGUCAACUAACUUCGGUCGGAUGGUGCGACGUACCUGUGCACGCGAGAACUGCUCCACGAUUCUCAACAACCUGUGUCUGGGAGCCGCAAAGUACAGGCCCAGGACGGAAGACCACGAGGUUGACAACACACCCGGAGUCCUCAUGGUGGCGCCCCCCUCAGAGCCCCUGUAUCUCGAAAAUGGUGUUGGAUAUGAUCUGGCCAACACUUCCUUCCUGGACCUGAACGGCCACACUCCAAGCAUCACCACCAACACGAGGCCAGGCGGGGAAGAGAACUAAAAGCGCGCCUAUCCCAGUCCAACAUCCCUUGAGACCCAUUCGCGCUAGAUAUCCGUGUGACGCGAUUCUGACAGAGGUUGGUGAAAAGCGUGAUGCGAAUGGGUGACGAGGUGAUGAGGAGACGAGGAUAAGGAGUAAAGGAAAAGGAAGGGAAGUUCAGCUGUGUGUCCUAAAAAUGUAAAGCUAUGAUAGUGAAGCGUCAUGAGAAGAUUUUUUGGCAAGAUAAUGCGUUCAUUUUUCUUAAAUACGUGUGUGUGUGUGUGUGUGUGUGUGUGUGUGUGUGUGUGUGUAUUUCGUUUUCUCUUUUCCGGUUGUACUAACUUUUCCUCUUCGCUCAGGUGGUGGUGGUGUGUUGUGUGAUAUUGUCCAGACAGUAACUGUGACUAUUACGUGUUGAGGGUUGAGUCUGGUGCCAGUGUGGAGAUAAACAAGUAAAGGGAGUUGGUACGAUUGAACACUAACACACCCCAUUGAUGUUUACGUGAAUAAAACACAAGAAAGAUGCUACGGAAGUGAGUGGCUGUGUCCUGCAAUACCUUCCUGUUAUGUGCGAUGGAUUUUCACCCUCGCUGUGAUAAGAGUAGGCCCGUUGUGUACCGUAACAAAGUGAACUCUUGUAUGAGUCACAGCACCUUCCCAUUGACGCUGGUGAGUUGUGAGGGACGGAAAGCUACGUUUUGAGUGUUAAUGUGAAGCUGAAGCCACGGCCACACUAACAACUCCUUUCAGCCUCGCCUUAAAGACAUCCUGAGCGGAGGACACGCUUUUAUCAGAAGCCUGCUCCGCGUAACCCCCCAUUAAAAGGCUCAAAUUGCUAGGCGGGAGGAGAUUUAGCCUUAAUAGAGAACACCUUUAUCGCAGCAAGGCCUGGUGUUACGAGGGGGCAAAGAGAGGGUAGUUUCCCCAUAAAGGUCAAGGAAGACACGCAGACACAAGGACAAACAGACUCCCAGACACACAGACACACAGACACAUUCCCAAAGCGCCUCGUAAAGAAAGAGGCGACUGUUCCUAAGAGUGUCUUUUUCGUCCUUCCUGACAUACACUGUAGUGAUGUCAAUUGAGGCGCGGCUGAUUAUGAUGUGCCUAGACUCACCAGCACACCACUACAUCACCACCAUCACUUCCUCCUCUUCCUCCUCUUCCCCACGGUGUAGCUAUAACUAGACCGUGCUCUUCCGCCUCUCGCACAACUUCCGGAUUGAAGUUUCGUGGUUGUUACCGUAAACUUUAAGAAUCUCUCUGUAAAGAUACAUAUCAUUAGUGUUUGAAUAUUGAGAAAUUUAUGACUACAUAAUAGUUACCCGUGUGUGUGUGUAUGUGUGUGUGUGUGUGUGUGUGUGUGUGUGUGUGUGUGUGUGUGUGUGUGUGUGUGUGUGUG
Portunus trituberculatus (swimming crab) is the source of this 3516-nucleotide messenger RNA. RefSeq names its product galanin receptor type 2-like. The transcript has 10 exons. The coding region runs from base 513 to 2135 and encodes 540 amino acids. The record is from RefSeq and is a predicted model, not a curated record. Gene Ontology annotation, biological process: G protein-coupled receptor signaling pathway. NCBI's taxonomy places the organism in Eukaryota, Metazoa, Arthropoda, Malacostraca, Decapoda, Portunidae. Gene Ontology annotation, molecular function: neuropeptide Y receptor activity. Gene Ontology annotation, cellular component: plasma membrane.